AUGCCCGUGAUGCCGCCUCGCGCGGCCGUCGUCAAUACGAGCUCGACGGGCGGAGACGAUUCUCAGAGCGCAAGCGGCACGCUCGCGGAGCGAAAACGAAAGGAAAAGGCUCGAGAGAGCGGUGUGCAGUAUCGCCGUCCUCAACAGUCGGACGCAGCCGCAACGGCCCAUCUCCUCCGCGAAAAAGACGAGCGCAUCACAUACCUAGAAGGCGAAAUGGCCAUCAUGGAGCGUGAGUUCCACCAGGAGCUCGACAGACUGAGCCAGACGGAGAGCGAGACGGCCACCUUCUGGCAGGGCAAGCACAGCGCACUGAACCAGCAGUACCUGCGCACCGACACAGAGCUCAGGCUGCUCCGGGCCGAGGUCGACGUGCGCGAGGCCGAGAGGGAGGAGCUACGGCAGGGUGUUGAGGUUCUGCGGCGCGAGCUGCAGGAGAGGGACGACGAGAUACGGAGGCUGAGGGGCCAGGUCAGGGGCUUGAAGGACUUUGUGAGCACAAGCACCAGGACGGACGAUCAAACGAGCGACGAGGUGUUUGGGGACGGCAUGACCAAGCUGGGCAACGGGCUGCAGAAUUGGGUCAUUACGAAUUUCCGAAAGGCAAAGCUAGCAGACUUGUCAAAGACCAGCGACGCCACGCUCACAGAACUCAGCCAGCUCGUACCCAUGUACGAAGAGCUCGUCCACACAUCAAAGGUUCACCUCCUGCAGUCCAUCGUCUCGAGCAUCCUCGUCGACAUGGUCUUCAACGCCUACUACGUUGGCCUAUCAGAACAAGAUACGCAGCACAUCCAACAGAUGGAGCAGCUGCUCUCCUCACUUUGCUCCUCGACCGAUGUCGUAAACCAAUGGCGCUCAUCCACCCUUGCGCUCCUCCGCCGCGAGGCACACCACCUCCACGAUAAUACAGACGCGUUUGCCGAGGCCGUCAUAUCCCGCAUCACGCAGCUGCUCGACAGCAUCAUCACGACCUCUCCCUCCUCAGCCCCCGCAACCUCCACCGCCCGAGACUCGGCCCUCCGCGUGCUCAUCAAAAACUCCAUCGAACUCGCACGCCUGCUCGUCGUGCAAAAGGCCCGACUGCGGGUGUACAUGCCCGUCAUCCUGCCUCACCAGCAGGUCCUCUUCGAGCCGGACACCAUGGAGGACAUGGGCGGAGAGGAGGACGAGGAGAACCUAGCCAACCGGGAGAUUAGCUGCGUCGUCUUCCCCGGCGUCAUCAAGCACGGGGACGAAAACGGCGGGCACAUGCAGUACCGCAACGUCAUUGUCAAGGCGAGGGUCUUGUGUAGCCCAGAAGAAUAG
Messenger RNA from Trichoderma virens Gv29-8, 1308 nucleotides. RefSeq lists its product as uncharacterized. The transcript is spliced from 4 exons. The record is from RefSeq and is a predicted model, not a curated record. Bases 1 to 1308 code for a protein of 435 amino acids. Lineage: Eukaryota; Fungi; Ascomycota; Sordariomycetes; Hypocreales; Hypocreaceae.